AUGCAGUCCCUAUUCAAUUUUGCAUUGAUUUUUUCAUUCAUAGCAUGCGUAAUCAAUGCUUUGCACAUUGAGGUUCCUGCAGUGCCACGUCCUGAACCAGUUUGUAUUCGUGAUUUCGUUCAGGAAAAUCAAAUGGUUGUGGUUAAUAUCAACACCGAUGGGUACAAAGGAGAUGGACAAAGAUUGGAUUUGACCAUUGUUGACUCGGUGGGUAACCUGUAUGCCACAAGAAAAGAUAUUGUUGGUAAAAUCAAGAUUGCAUUCACUUCUCAUAAUAAUGCUGCCAUUGAUAUUUGCUUUUACAACUACCAAGAACAACAGUGGAAGAAACAUGGCUCAAGAGAAGCUUCUGUAAGGUUGAUUGAGUUAGAAGUGGAAAGUGGAGCUGCUGCAAGAGAUUGGAACGCUUUACAAGCUAGUGAAAAAUUGAAACCAGUGGAGGUAGAGUUGAAAAAGGUUGAGAGUUUGACUGGUGAAAUUGUUCAAGAAUUGCAAUAUUUGAAGAGGAGAGAGGAGAGAAUGAGAGACACAAAUGAGUCGACAAACUCAAGGGUCAAAUGGUUCUCUAUCAUUGUCAUAUUCUCAUUGGUUGGAUUUGGAGUCUGGCAAAUUCAAUACUUGAGACACUAUUUCAAAGUGAAACAUAUUAUCUAG
This is a messenger RNA of Lodderomyces orthopsilosis Co 90-125, 654 nucleotides long. It is a transcript of the gene ERV25, whose product is annotated as Erv25p. NCBI's taxonomy places the organism in Eukaryota, Fungi, Ascomycota, Pichiomycetes, Serinales, Debaryomycetaceae. The record is from RefSeq and is a predicted model, not a curated record. Gene Ontology annotation, cellular component: endoplasmic reticulum; endoplasmic reticulum-Golgi intermediate compartment; COPII-coated ER to Golgi transport vesicle. The transcript has a single exon. Gene Ontology annotation, biological process: Golgi organization; endoplasmic reticulum to Golgi vesicle-mediated transport; intracellular protein transport. The coding region runs from base 1 to 654 and encodes 217 amino acids.